Saccostrea cuccullata (small rock oyster) is the source of this 2664-nucleotide messenger RNA. RefSeq lists its product as uncharacterized. Gene Ontology annotation, cellular component: membrane. The transcript has 4 exons. Gene Ontology annotation, biological process: immune response. The record is from RefSeq and is a predicted model, not a curated record. NCBI's taxonomy places the organism in Eukaryota, Metazoa, Mollusca, Bivalvia, Ostreida, Ostreidae. Bases 396 to 1313 code for a protein of 305 amino acids. Gene Ontology annotation, molecular function: tumor necrosis factor receptor binding.
AAAAAUAUACAUCUUCUCUUUACGUUAUGUAACUGUUUAUCUAUUAUGAUAGGAAGUAUUCAUGCCUGUAAUCUGUCGAGAGGAAGAUAACAAAAGGCCAUUGCAUUCAGUAUUGUUUCCUCCGUGGGAAAGUUUAAUUCAUCGCUGUUUGCCCAGGUAAAUAUGAGGAAGAAUUAAAGCACCCCCUUAUUCUCGUUUGAACGAACGAAAAAAACCUUCCCGAUAAAAUUGUCCUGGGUUUGUGAAUUGUCGGAAGCAUAAAGUCGUUAAAAUGUCGGUGCGUAGGGGAGGAAAGAAUUAACGGUUUCCCCGAUUGAUCAAGAAGUGUAUGUGUGUGGGAGUGUGGGACACCUGUGGAUAUUCAGUAGUGUCCGACUAAAACCGAACUGGUCAGGAUGGAGAUGGACGACUGUGCGAAAACUCCACUGAAUUCUGAUAAUCCUUCGCCCUCUUUACAGAAAACUUCAGUGAAUUCUAAUGGUGUAAUGCGUUCUUCACCGAAUUGUAAUGAUUCCACGGACUCUCCAAAGUCAAACCAAAGACGAAAGUCCAAGAUUUUGAUAUUUUCUUUCUUGGCCAAUGUGUUCCUGUUGGGAUUAAUUUUCUGUUGGGUGAUUCUUCAGAUGGUUAGGGACAGCUGUGACACGAGGGGUGACCCCCAGGGACACGUGCCCCCGGCGACAUCAGCCCUUGACGAUGUGUUUUAUUCGUGUUCACCAUGUUCACCAAUGAUGAAGGCCGAGAAUGCAGACGUCUUGCACAUGAACACGGGCAAUUCCUCAUACAUGUGUUGUAAAAUGAUCAAAAAGGACCUUAAGUUAGAGGUACCAAACACAGGUCAACUAUUGGAGGAGUGCCGGGCCAAAGCAGGUGAUAACAGUUCUGUCGGGGCACUCCUGUACAUCAAAACAGAAAAAUGUAGCAAAGGUGCGUCAGGAUUGCACUGGUCACAAUUGAAUGGUUCGUCCUACAUAAAAGGUGGAAUAAAAUAUGAAGACAUGAUAAACUAUGGCAAACUCAUUGUCCCUAGUGCUGGAAUAUACGUAGUCUACAGUUACAUACAGUUUGACUCUUACACAGGGGAAACUACUCUAGACAAGACAAAGCCAGCCAUGCAUGCUAUAUACAAAAAUGGCAAAGACCUUGUACACAUGAACAAGUUUAUGUUGCGGCAACACAGUUACACCAGAAGUCAAGUGGGGCCAAUUUUUGUGCCCUUAAAGGCUAGUGAUGAACUUCAUGUUGCAGUCAGCAAUGCAAAGAUUAUUUAUAAUGACCAGCAAUCAAGUGUUUUUGGUAUUAAUAAGUUGUGAGUUAAUAUUUGAUGUUAACAUGAGAUUAAGAAACAAGAUGGAGUCUGUCCCUCACAAAAUCUAAAUCCAGUGCAAUAAAAGGGGCAGAAACUUUCAUGGCUCAGGAUUGUCCCUAAGAAUUGAAAUAGCACUAACAGGGGACAUUUAAAAAGAAGGAGGGGUCCUCCCCUAAAAGAAUGCAUGUUGAGGGCAAAUGCCAGAAUAACUAAGGGACUGUGUCAUUAUUAAUGGGAAAAACCCCUGACCAAAAAAAUUUAGAAACAACUAUGUGGUUAAAUAUAUAUAUUAAAAAAGAAACAGUUUGCCUAUCAUUGAGACCAAGUUUCUUCAGUUGGCCCCUCCAUGAUCUACUUUCUUUACUUGACCCUUCAUUAUGAACUAGUUUCUUCUAUACUGCCAUUCAUUAUAACCUAUAAUAGUUUCUUCAGUUGGUCUCACUAUAACUUUGUUUCUUUAGUUGGCCCAUCCAUCAUUAUGAACAACAUGUUAACCUUUCAUUAUGACCUAGUUUCUUCAGUUGGCCUUUCAUGUUAUUAGCCCAGUUUCUCUUAAAUUAUUGUCAUAUUUGCAACCUAAUAAUAAUAUUGUACUUAAUAGCUUGUACAUGUAUUUGCAAUGCAAUCUACCCUCAUUUUUCAGAACUUUUGCCCAAGCACUCACAGCCCCCCCCCUUUUAAAAUUGUUUUCAUCUUUCUAUAAAAUACACAAUGUACAGACUUCUAAGUAUUAUAAAGGGUUUUUUUAGGAUAAUAUACAGGUAUUAACCAGAUACUCCUAUUUUAUGGUAUAACUUUUUGCUGAGAUCAAAGCAAAACUGCAAUACAGAAAACACAGAUUCUUUUGAAAUAAACAAAUCAAUUUUCUUUUCUUUUUUUCAUUGAAGAUGAACUUAAAAUCAUUGACAUAUCUUUAUAGAUCAUACCAUUGUGACUCAUUUUACAGUGUUAUGAAAUUGGCUUACAUAUUUUUAUACAAUUUUUAGUUUUAUUUUACCCAAGUGCAGUAUUUUUCACAUUUUAUACUCUAAAGACCCAAUCAAAAUGCACUUCAUUCAUGUAAAAACUACAUUUAUAAUAAUUUAUUUAUUUAUUGCUUUCAUGCAUUCAUUUAAUAUUUGCUCUGUUUCUACAGAAAUAUGUUUAAUACAUGUACUGCCAAUGUCUGCCAUGUAUAUUAAUAUGUAAAAAAAACAUUUCCUUUUUGUAAAUGCAUUAUUUGUCAGCACAAUCAAACUUGAAAUUAUAAUACUUUUUACAAUGUAUUCAGCAAAGAUAUUCCGACCACAGCAAUGAUUUUGAAUUGCUGUAAAUAUAUGUAUAUAUGCUGUUACAAUAAAAUCUUUUGAAAAUGA